UAUUCUUUUCUGCAAUAUAUAUUGAUCAACCAUUGAAAGUCUCUACGGUAUCGGUAUGCUCCUUGAGCACUCCAUAGCAAUGGAGAAUUCGUCAGCUCCAUCUUCAUUACAAAACCCUAGUUCAAGAUUCAAACUUUCCAUCUUUUCAAGAACCCAAUUUCUCAAAUUCCAAUAUGGUCAUCUUAUUCUCUUUAUUUUCGUAUUUUCCCUUAACUCCUCCGUUAUCGGUGGAGUUUCAUAUCCUCCUGAAUUUCCUCAGAUCCCAUACCCACAAUACUGUAACGACGUCGUUCCGAGCACCCCUUUAGCCCAAACUUUAACCCCUUUUAACGCUACAUCGUUUUUUCUCACUCUUACCAACGCGUACAUACACGCGCCGGCUGGUAAUGCCGGGAAAUUCAAGCCGAAAACCCUUAAUUACUACACAGAGAAUGUUUAUCCGACCCAAAAUGGUAAAAUAUUUAAAAUUGAGGGUGGUUUGAGGUUUGCAGGAAGAAUUGGUCCGGAGUUUUUCGGUGAAUUUGUACACCGGCGGCAACUUCGGCUAGUUUAUCACCGGCCACCAAGGUUUCCUACCGGAGGCUUCGGGAAUUCGAGGGAGAUUCGGGCUUCCGGUUUCUGGGAUUCGGGUACUGGAAAGCUUUGUAUGGUCGGAUCAGGUUUGAGGAGGUUAAGUUCUAUUAAUGUUGUUCUUAAGUUGAAUUAUUUGAAUUCAUCUGAUAUUUUGCAUAGUGUGGUUAAUGGUACAUUGGAAAGAAUUGAUGUGAAUGAUAAAAAUGCAUAUACUAAGCCUGUUGAAAUAUUUGGUACGUCUUUGAGGAAUUAUGUUUAUACUUUGAUUGAUAAAGAGGUUGAGAAUAAUGGGUUUAGUGAAUUUGGUGAUUGGUCUGAUGUUUCGCUGGGAAUAGAUCAGGAUAGCAGCUUGUGUUCAGUUAUAGGUCGUGCCGGGACUAUGGAAAUGAUGUAUUUGGGUAAUUGUAGCAAUGGGAAUUGCGAUUUUCUUGGUGGUAAUUUGUCAAAUUUUAGGCCGACCUCGAUGUGGUUUAAUGCUAUUGAGUGUGGGGAUAAUGGAAGAGGGAGGUUCUUGUUAAGUUUUGGUGAUGGUGUGCACACCCGGCCAACUAAUUUGAUAAAUCAAACAAUAGUUGCUGAAGGGAAGUGGAAUGAGAAGACAAAAACAGUUGACAUGAUUGGUUGCCGGAUUUUCAAUGGAAGUGAUGCAGCUGAAAAGGGUUCUGUGGGGGAUUGUGUUGUGAGGCUGAGUUUGAGGUUGCCUAAGCAAUGGACCUUGAAGGAGAGAAGUGUUGUUGUUGGGGAGAUUUGGAAAAGAAAAGACUCAAAUCAGUCAGGUAAUUAUGGUAAAGUAGUCUUGCACAGCGUAAGAAAUCUGGUUAACAGAAUUGAUGGAUUGACAUAUGAGUAUACUGUGAUUGAUAAUGUGACGAGGUCUUGUGCCAAGGCACUGACUUAUAAAGGGAAGGGAGGGAAGUAUCCUGAUGUACAUUCAUCUGAUAUGAGAUUUGAUAUGACGGUGAGGAACAGGAAAAAAAUUGAUAUUUUCAGUUAUUCAUCUCCAUUGUCUGUGGGGGAUAAGUUUUACCGGGAUGUGUCUGGUUCUACUGUUCAAGUGAACGACAAUCAAAGCACUGUGGUCAAUAUAAGCUAUGUGCUGCACUUUGUUGCUCCAUCUCAGUUCUUGUACAGUGAUGAGCAUACUCCUUUGACAAUUGAAAUUUCUGCUGAGGGAUUAUAUGAUUCGAAGAGUGGACAUCUUUGCAUGGUUGGCUGUAUGUAUUUUUCAUCACGUCGUGAGAUUUUACAGAGAAAUUCUUCGUUAGACUGUGAAAUUCUAGUUAAUAUUCAGUAUCCUCCUUUGAAUGCUAAAGUUGCCCAUGGUGUUAGAGGUACCAUUGAGUGCCUGAGGAAAAAGUCUGAUCCUCUUUACUUUGAACCCUUGGAGCUUAUAUCAAAUUCCGUCUACAUUGACCAAGCCAAAAAUUCCAUGUGGAGAAUGGAUCUGGAAAUGACCAUGGUUCUAAUUUCCAAUACACUUGCAUGCAUCUUUGUGGGUCUGCAGCUAUUUUAUGUGAGAAAAAACCCAACUGUGCUUCCAUUUAUCUCUGUUGUCAUGCUAGUUGUACUCACACUUGCACACAUGAUCCCUCUGUUGCUGAACUUUGAAGCUCUGUUCUUGGUCAACCGGGAGAAGCAGAAUGUUUACUUUGGUAGUGAUGGAUGGCUUGAAGUAAAUGAGAUUUUAAUUAGAAUCAUGACGAUGAUAGCAUUCUUGUUGGAAUUCCGUCUUCUUCAACUCACAUGGUCUGCAAGAGCAGGUGUUGAGAGCCCCAAAAAUUACUGGAUAUCAGAUAAAAAGGUUCUGUAUUUGUCUUUGCCAAUGUAUAUUUGUGGUGGAUUGAUUGCUUAUUUUAUCCAUCUGUCAAGAAUGCCUCACCAGUUGAAGCUUCGAUUGUCGCCUCGUUUUCAUUACCAACAGCAAACUUUCUGGGUUGAGCUUAAAUCAUAUGCCGGUUUGAUCUUGGAUGGAUUUUUGCUUCCUCAGAUUCUGUUCAAUUUAUUCUGCAACACCACUGAGAGGGCUCUCACCCCUGGUUUCUAUAUAGGAACUACCCUUGUGCGCCUAAUGCCACAUGUAUAUGAUCUUUACAGAAGUCACAGCAAUGCGUGGUCGUAUGAUUACAUAUAUGGAAACCCGAAAAUGGAUUACUAUUCCACUGCUUGGGACAUCAUUAUCUGUUGUGGGGGUCUGCUGCUUGCUGUUCUCGUUUUCUUGCAGCAGAGAUUUGGGGGCCGUUGUUUUCUUCCCAGAAGAUGUAGAGAUAGCUCCACGUAUGAGAAAGUACCUGUAAUCAGCACCGAGUCAAUUACAGAAGCAUGAACUGUCUGUAGAAAUUUUAUCCUUGAUUUCUGAAGAAACUUUCAUUUCUCCUGUCACCAGUUUCAUUAGCUUUCAACACUAGCGAUUUAUACGUCAAAGAUUGUAUAGAUGAAGUAUUUACUUUAAGCCUGCUAAAGAAUGAACAUCUGGCAAAGACUAUAUGUUUCUAUAUAUUGUUAGUUAACUCUUCUUUCAGAUACUAUCACUAUGAACAUUUUGAAUCUAAGUGGGACUUGUAUAU
This is a messenger RNA of Solanum tuberosum (potato), 3137 nucleotides long. RefSeq lists its product as uncharacterized. Gene Ontology annotation, cellular component: intracellular membrane-bounded organelle. The transcript has a single exon. Bases 56 to 2896 code for a protein of 946 amino acids. The record is from RefSeq and is a predicted model, not a curated record. Lineage: Eukaryota; Viridiplantae; Streptophyta; Magnoliopsida; Solanales; Solanaceae.